Messenger RNA from Helianthus annuus (common sunflower), 1302 nucleotides. RefSeq names its product synaptotagmin-4. The record is from RefSeq and is a predicted model, not a curated record. Gene Ontology annotation, cellular component: endoplasmic reticulum. The transcript is spliced from 11 exons. The coding region runs from base 1 to 1302 and encodes 433 amino acids. Lineage: Eukaryota; Viridiplantae; Streptophyta; Magnoliopsida; Asterales; Asteraceae. Gene Ontology annotation, molecular function: lipid binding.
AUGGGAUUCGUUUCGGGGAUGUUUAUGGGUGCUUUAUUUGGGAUUUCGAUUAUGGCGGGUUGGCGUUAUAUGAUGAGGAAUCGAAGCCGAAAUCGAGCUGCCAAGGCAGCUGAUAUAAAGCUUCUUGGAUCACUUGACAGAGAAGAUCUAAAGAAACUUUGUGGUGAUAACUAUCCAGAAUGGAUAUCGUUUCCUGUUUACGAGCAGGUGAAAUGGUUGAACAAACAACUGAGCAAACUGUGGCCGUAUGUAGCCGAAGCUGCUACUAUAAUAAUAAGAGAAUCCGUCGAGCCAAUAUUGGAAGAAUAUCGUCCAUCAGGAAUAUCGUCUUUGAAGUUCAGCAGACUUUCAUUAGGAAACGUUGCACCAAAGAUUGAAGGUAUCCGAAUUCAGAGCCAAAAGCAGGGUCAAAUAACAAUGGACAUGGAUUUCCGAUGGGGUGGUGAUCCAGAUAUUGUUUUAGGAAUCGAAGCAGGUGUUUCGUUACCUAUACAGCUGAAGGAUCUUCAAGUUUUUACUAUUAUUCGUGUUAUUUUUCAACUAUGUGAGGAAAUACCUUGCAUCUCUGCUGUUGUUGUGGCCUUACUUUCUGAGCCAAAGCCAAGAUUUGAUUAUACAUUAAAGGCGGUUGGAGGGAGUUUAACAGCCAUUCCUGGACUUUCAGAUAUGAUUGAGGAUACUGUAAAUUCAAUAAUUACUGAUAUGCUUCAAUGGCCACAUAGGAUUGUUGUUCCCCUUGGCGGUGUACCCGUUGAUACAAGUGAUUUGGAGCUUAAACCACAAGGGAAGCUCAUGUUAACAAUUGUGAAAGCAACUCAUUUGAAAAAUAUGGAAAUGAUGGGGAAGUCUGAUCCUUACGCAGUCGCAUUCAUUCGGCCAUUGGAAAAAUUCAAAACAAAAGUCGUUGAGAACAACUUAAAUCCUGUUUGGGAUCAAACGUUUCAUCUAACUGUGGAAGACAAAGAGACCCAAUAUGCAGUUGUUGAGGUUUUUGAUGAAGACAUUGGAUCCGACCAACGACUGGGAAUCGCAAAAUUACCUUUGGUUGAUCUUCAACCGGAUAUUGAGAUAGAAAUUAAUUUGAGACUGAUGCCUUCACUUGAUAUGCUCAAGAUCAAAGAUAAGAAGGAUAGAGGAAAUAUUAUAGUCAAAGCAAAGUAUCAUCACUACACUAAAGAAGAACAAGAUGCAGCGUUGGCCGAAGAGAAGAAGAUGCUUGAAAAUAAAGAAAAAAUGAGAAAUGACGGUGUCAUCAAUAGCACCAUGGAUGCCAUUGAUGAUCCAACACACGUGUCCGGAUGA